Messenger RNA from Odocoileus virginianus texanus, 2040 nucleotides. Lineage: Eukaryota; Metazoa; Chordata; Mammalia; Artiodactyla; Cervidae. The record is from RefSeq and is a predicted model, not a curated record.
GAUGCUGCUGUAACGCCUUCCCAUUUCUCUUGCAGAACCUAGCCUAUGAGAUCAUCCUGACGCUCGGACAGGCCUUUGAAGUCGCCUACCAGCUCGCGCUGCAAGCCAGGAAAGGGGGGCAUUCCUCCACGCUUCCAGAAAGCUUUGAAAACAAGCCCUCCAAGCCCAUCCCCAAGCCCCGUGUCAGCAUUCGCAAGUCGGUGCAGAUCGACCCAUCUGAGCAAAAGACUCUGGCCAACCUGCCGUGGAUCGUGGAGCCAGGACAAGAGGCCAAGCGGGGGAUAAAUACCAAGUAUGAGACCACGAUUUUCUGAUACUCACCUCCUUCCCGUCCUCGUGGUGCCUUGCACGCCGAGCAGUCCCGGAGCAGGCUUUCCACCCAGCCCGGGAGGAAGACUGCUCUGUUUGUGUGGCCUUGUCAUGGGCGAGAGGCCACUGGCCACUCCUGGGGACGUUCUUUCUGCACCAGUGACAGAAAGUGCAACCAAGACUUUCCAGCCGUAACCCCUGAGAGAAAGAGCAGAGGUUUGUGGCUGACGCUUCCAACCCCAACUCCUGGCCACCACCCAAGGUAUUUCUCAUGACUCUGCCCCAACCUCGCUUUGCUGUUAUUUGGGGAUAACACCUUGCAAAAACACAGGGGAUCGCUAAUACUGCCUAAAAGUAUAAAAAUCUUGGGUUUAUUUUUCACUGUCAGCAGUUUUCAAGGUAGAACAGAACUACCCCCAGAAAGCAUCUCUAAAGUCAUGAUCUCACUAAGUAUCGUUUCAUGCAAGAGGACAGAAGUUACUCCCCUGAUUGCCAGGGAAUUCUAUUUCCCAAUUUCUAUAUUUGUGGAUUUUAUAUGUAAUCAACCAUGUCAGAUAAAGAAAACCUUUACAUCUGUGGAUUGAUUCAAAAACCUAAUGAUUUAAAACAGAGGAAUUUAUUAUGCACAGAAAAACGUGUCUUGUAUUAAAUAUUUUUAUUAAAAAGAAUGUUUCACUAAUGCAUUGAUAAGAAAACUAGGUUAGUCGUGAGGGAUGUUUCUGGUUUCAUUUCAAAUAACUAAAUUUCUACUGCUACCACCAAGAGGGCUGCUCAGAAUGGCAGAGGACCCAGGCCACUCCCCAGAGCAGGAGAUUUAGGCAGCAGACUGGCAUCUUACCGAAAGUGCUGACGCAGCCGUAAGCCUGCAAAGAUUUUUUUUUUUUUAAUCUUCACAGUUUUAAAGAACAUGUUAAAAAAAUCUAGGGCUCCUGCCGUCAAGAUUUCUGUCAUGGAAACCUUGUUUGAGAAAGGUGUUAAUAAAAUUCUAUUGCAAAAAACUUUUUUUCUAGAAAAAAAACAAAUAAAAAAAAAGAGAGAUUCCAAAGUAAUAAAACUUUCUUGAAACAAAAUAAAUAAAUGUUUGCUUACUCUUUGAUUAAAUAAAAUUUACUUACAUUUCUUUAAGGUAUUUUAAUUUUUUAAUGUCUCUGUGGAGUAUUUGUAUGAUACCAUAAUGUAUAUUUAUGUAGAAUCAAAUUAUAUAAACAGUACCAAUAUCAUAGAAAAAAAUAACAUUUUAAUGUAUAUUGUUCUAACCAAUCACAUUGUGAAUCAUUUUGAAAUUCAUUAUAGCGAUAUUGAUAAAUUGUGGGAUUGUCUUAAUGUUUUUUUUUAAUUAACCAAUAUUAUUUUAAAUCUGAGAUUAUCAGUUACAUCAUCAGUUGGUGAGUUUUGAAGAAAGAAAACAAUUUUAUUUCAAACUGACAAAUGUAUAUGGCUUUAGUUCAGUGUUAAAGAAUUUUAAUACAAUAUUAAAUUACUUGAACUGAACAGUUCCUUGUAUAUAUUUUGCCUAUUCACUGUUGAUAUGUAUGUAGUAAAUUGAGAGUAAAAUAACACUAAAAUAUGGUACCAAAAGGAAAUUGUAUAGGAGCAAAGUAAACAGUAGCUUUGCUGAAAUGGAGACAUAUGUGUAAAUAUGCUUGGGCUUCCAGUUAUAAAUUUUGUAAUUUUUGUCAUUAUUUAUAUCCUAUUAAAAAAAAGCACAUAAAAUAAAAUGGAAACUAUACA